This is a messenger RNA of Melanotaenia boesemani (Boeseman's rainbowfish), 2166 nucleotides long. RefSeq lists its product as uncharacterized. The record is from RefSeq and is a predicted model, not a curated record. The coding region runs from base 540 to 1748 and encodes 402 amino acids. Lineage: Eukaryota; Metazoa; Chordata; Actinopteri; Atheriniformes; Melanotaeniidae. The transcript is spliced from 2 exons.
UACCAGAAAGAAAACACAGAAAAUCAGCGCAGCUCAGGCCAUGGACCAUCUGAUUGUAUUUCACAAGUCCUGUAGAAGCUUGGAAGAGUACCUACAGAAGGAUAAACAUUGCCAGCCGUACCUUCUUGCCUCUGGAACUUGCAAGCAAGCAGUCAGCGCUUACUACAUUGUGAUGGACAAGAAACUCAUUCCCUGCCAGGGAACUACAUCAUUGGCAGCCUUUGAUGAGCUCUUUAAAGUGCACUUCACAUUCAGUGUAAGCUAUGACAACUCUCUGAACAACAUGUACACAUUCCUGCAAACAGCAGUCUAUGGGAUUGAUGUUGACAGUACGAAAGCAAGUCCCAGAGUAAAGGAGUUGAGAGCCAAGUUCAUGAAUGCAAGCUAAGAGCUGCGUCUCUAAAACAAUGUAUACAUGCUACACCUGUAGGUUAUUGCACUGUGCACAUAGUGCAUUUUUUGAACUUUUGUUUUCAUUGUUCAGAUGUUUGUGAAGAGAAACCAAAGCUAAAAGAGAAAGCUAAAAACCAUCUUGAAAAAUGUACAGGUGUCACAUUUGUAGAUCAUUGCAUGAUGCACCCAGUGCAUUAAUUCAACAUUUAAAGUUUUUUCAUGGGUUAUAUCCUGGCAAAAAUUUUGUUGUUUUUUGUGCUCAAGAAGGGUGUUCAUUGGAGUUUAAAAGUUAUGCAGGUUUUAGAAAGCAUUUAAAUAGUUGUCAUAGUACAGGGAACAUGGCCUCAGACAGUGAAGUUGAUAUCCAACUACCACAUCCGUCAGAAUUGAAUGGACAAAACUCACAUGAAUACACUUCUGAUAUGGACUUGGCUCAGCCUUCAACAUCUUCUAUGUCAAAUGAUCAGGCAAAAAACAUGUGUGCUUCAAUUGUAGCAAAAUUGCAAGGUGGGGGUGUUGCAAACAGUGUUGUGUUGUCAGUAGUUGAAAGCAUGGAGGAGUAUGUCAAUGAAGUUCAUUCCAAUCUUAAAGAACAAGUACUGAGUGCAGUACCAGCUGAUAAUCCCAGCAGAAGUUCAGUGGAAGAAAUAUUUAAUAAUACUUUUAAUCCAUUCAGUGAGUUGAACACAAACACAAAAUGGACUAAAUAUUUUAGUGAAAAAUGGGGUGUUGUUGAACCAGCUGAGAUUCAUUUAGGAGUAAGAUAUGAUUUGAGAAGAAACAAAGUAUCUGGAAUAUAUGAGCAGGUACCAGUAAAUGACACUUUCAUUUAUAUACCACUCUUAAAAACUUUAGAGUUUAUUUUCAAGAAUGAAACUAUAUACUGCCACUUUAAUAAACAUGAUGCUCUAAGUGACUUGUAUCAAGAUUUUUGUGAUGGAAAAUACUAUAAAAAUCAUCCGUUAUAUUCGAAAUCAAAAGAUGCAUUGCAGAUCCAAGUAUAUUACGAUGAUUUUGAAACGUCAAACCCACUAGGAUCCAAACGAAGCAUCCAUAAACUUGGUUGUGUAUAUUUUUCCCUCCGCAAUUUACCACCAUGGGCAAACUCAUCUCUGAUGAAUAUCCAUCUCGUUUCUUUGUUCCAUUCCCAAGAUGCAAAAAAAUAUGGUAUAGACAAAAUACUUGAUCCUUUUGUAAAUGAUGUAAAGUUAUUAGAGCAUACUGGAAUGAAAGUGUCAUUUUCUGAACAACCUCUCUAUGGUACUAUUGCACAAGUAACAGGUGACAAUUUAGGUUUGAACUCUAUCCUGGGUUUUGUGGAAUCCUUCAGUGCUAAAUACUACUGCAGAACAUGACUUAUUGAUGGUGCAUCGGCUCAGUCAGUCUUCAGCGAAAAUGAUCCACGAAUUACAUUGCGUACAAAAAUAAUCAGUGAGGAACAUUAUAAUUACCUUGUUGAUAAUCCAAGGGAAAAUUCUUGUUUUGGGAUUAAGCGCAAUAGUAUAUUUAAUUCAUUGUCAUACUUCAGUGUUUCAGAUAACCAUGUCUUUGACAUAAUGCAUGACAUCUUAGAAGGUGUAGCACAGUGUGAAAUACGAUUAUUAUUUGAAUAUUUAAACAAAAACCUUAUUUCUCAUGAAAACAUACUCCAGCGUGUAUAUGCAUUCAAUUAUGGCUUCAUGGAUAAAAAGAAUCAUCCAGCACAAGUAAACCUGUACUGUACAGGCAGUGGUAUUGGGCUCAAUGCCAUCCAAACUUUAUGCCUCAUUCGAA